UGAAAUAAACAUUUUCUCAUUACAGAGGAAGAAAGCUGUGGUUCAGAGUCCAGGAGAGAACCCAGGAGGCCAGCAGAAGGCCCCUUCACCUCCUACCAGGUGACCUUUGGCCAUUCCUUGCCUUUGAUGUGAAUGAUCGGGCGAUUCUGCUCCUCCCUCCAUCUCCCGGCAGGGGUUGUAGCGUGAAGGAAUGAGAGCAAAACCUCAGGUCCUCCUCCCCAGAAACCCUGUCCCGGUCUGGUCCCCACCCACCGCCACCACUGACCCAGUGCUAGAGAAGGGUGCAGCUGGAGGUGACUUCCCAGCUAACUCAAAAAGUCACAAGGGGACGUGGCCAGGGUGGGCGUGGUCAUUGUGGCCGGGGUCCUGCAGGGCGGGGCCGAGGCUGCAGACGCGACUGCGCAGGUCUAUAAAGACCAGACGUGUGAGGAAGAGACCUUCUCUGCACGGUCCCUGGACAGAAUUCGAGAUGAGGAGUCCUGUGGACGUCAGCUCCGGCCACACCCCUGCCUGGAGGAAGCUGCUUUUAACAGGCAUCCUGCUCACAUCCUGCACCUGCUCUGCCUUCUCGGAGCUGCCCUUCUCAACACAGCUGAACACCUGGACCGAAGGAGCCAGUGCCCACCUUUCUGUCCCCAGAAGACUCGAUGGCAUUUUCACCACGUCUUGGUUCCGAGGGCAUGACGCCCAGCCAGCAGCCAUGAUAUUCUCCCCGGAGGGCCUCCCAGGACCUGCCCACACUGGCCGGGAGAUGCUGGGCACCCAAGGCAGCCUGGUCAUUCGAAACGUGACGGCUCAGGACUCGGGCAGCUACACCGUCGUGCUGGAAACCAGCAGGGGGCGCAGGAGUGCGACAGAGCAGAUCCAUGUCAAGAACAGCUUCCCACCAGCGCAACUGAAGACAUUCCCAGCCGCUUUUGAGGGCGUCAUCCAGACUGAGCUCAACUAUUCUGUGAUCCUGCAGUGGAUGGUGAUAAUGAACCCUGAGCCUGUGGUGAGCUGGACCCACAAUGGGGUGCCCUGCGGAAAAGGAGAGAGGCUGUUCAUCCGGCGGUUGUCCACGGAGCAGUUGGGCACCUAUAUGUGCACAGCCACAAACAGCAAGGAACAGCUGGUCUCUGCGCCUGUGACCAUCUCACUGCCAACCAUCAUGCAGCCAACAGAAGCAGAGCCCAUGGAGCCAGACCCCACUCUGUCCCUGUCCGGAGGUGCUGCCAUUUCGCUCAUCGUGGCUGGAAUCUCGGGAGCUGGGGUGCUGAUUGGAGGCUUGUGUUUCACCAUCAUCCGGAGCCUAAGACGGAGAAUAUCCAGCUGAAACAUGGGCAACAAUCCCAUCAGCUGAGGAGGUGGGCACUUUGUACUUCUCUGUCCACGUGGAAAAAGCCUCCAUCCCAUAGCUUCCAAGUCCACAACAUCUCUGUUCAAGGGAACAACCCAGCUUAACCAGACUCCGUUUGUCCUGUUUCUGUAACACCUGAAGAAAGCAUCUGAUGGGUUGACCCGGUGCCAUCCGUGGUCCCAUCGCUGUGACACGUUGUGCAAGCAAAGCACCAUGGGCUCUUCCCUGUCUGUGGAAGCUCAGUGCUUAGAAAACAGGUGGGAGGUUUUACCUGGGAAAUUGCCCAGACCCCAAAAUAUGUCUAUUACACAUGCUGCUCUUUUUUUUCUUUUUGCUCUUUUUCAUAAAGAACCAAAACAUAAAUAAAAACACCACCAGGUCUGAGUGGUUUCUCAUGAA
Messenger RNA from Sapajus apella (tufted capuchin), 1738 nucleotides. RefSeq names its product immunoglobulin superfamily member 23 (gene IGSF23). NCBI's taxonomy places the organism in Eukaryota, Metazoa, Chordata, Mammalia, Primates, Cebidae. The record is from RefSeq and is a predicted model, not a curated record. Bases 191 to 1315 code for a protein of 374 amino acids. The transcript has 6 exons.